Penicillium soppii is the source of this 888-nucleotide messenger RNA. Its product is annotated as COG2 family protein. The coding region runs from base 1 to 888 and encodes 295 amino acids. The record is from RefSeq and is a predicted model, not a curated record. The transcript is spliced from 2 exons. Gene Ontology annotation, cellular component: COG complex; membrane. Lineage: Eukaryota; Fungi; Ascomycota; Eurotiomycetes; Eurotiales; Aspergillaceae. Gene Ontology annotation, biological process: Golgi organization; protein transport; intra-Golgi vesicle-mediated transport.
AUGAAUCAGUUCCAGUUUGGCGACUCCGACGGGUCUGCCUCUGACUUUGAUGAAGAAGACCCCUCCGGUCUCCCCUUCCCCGAACCGUUAUCUCGCACCUCAUUCUUAGCCCCUGGGUUUGAUCCGGCCAAUUUUCUCUCCUCAUUGACGAAUCGGCACCAGAGUCUUGAGGAUCUGCGUCAGGAGUUGCGCGGAUUGGAGCAAUCCCUGAAUAAGGAGCUCUUGGACUUGGUCAAUGAGAAUUACCAGGACUUCCUGUCCCUCGGGAGUGCGCUUCGCGGGGGCGAGGAGAAAGUUGAAGGAGUCAAGGUCGGAGUACUUUCAUUCCAGCGUGAUGUCAAAGCUAUCCGGGACAAAGUCGAGGCGCGACGUCAGGAGGUCGACGAACUGCUGAAUGAGAAGCGGCGGCUACGGACGAUGGCUGAGAUUGGAAAAGACCUGCUCGACUAUGCGGAUCGGGUUGAGGAACUUGAGCACCGACUGAUGAUCGAAGACAAGUCUUCCAAUGGGGACGUCGACCCGGAGGAAUCGGAUACAGAGUCCGACCUGUACAGCAACGAGGAUGGGGAUGGCGAUGACGAAGAGCUGGCGGACGGGACGCCUGCGAUGUCAUUGAAGAGGCUUGAACGACAUGUUCAGAAGUUUGUCUAUUUGACCUCGAUAGCUGCCCGGGUCGGCGAGAAGCAUCCCUUCCUGCUUGCGCAGCAACCGCGAGUCGUGAAGAUCAAGUCAACGGUGCUUCUGGAUCUUAAGACCUCACUGGAACAGGCCACGGCGGCUGGUAAGGGCAGCAAACGCGACGCCCGUACAAUGGCUGUUCUACGACUCUACGAUCUGAUGGGCGAGGAUGUCAGUGCCGUUGCUGCAUUGAAGAACCUCAAGCUGUAA